Podospora anserina S mat+ is the source of this 1746-nucleotide messenger RNA. RefSeq lists its product as uncharacterized. NCBI's taxonomy places the organism in Eukaryota, Fungi, Ascomycota, Sordariomycetes, Sordariales, Podosporaceae. The transcript has 4 exons. Gene Ontology annotation, biological process: endocytosis; actin filament organization. Gene Ontology annotation, cellular component: plasma membrane; clathrin vesicle coat; endosome. Gene Ontology annotation, molecular function: clathrin binding; phospholipid binding. The record is from RefSeq and is a predicted model, not a curated record. Bases 1 to 1746 code for a protein of 581 amino acids.
AUGUCGAAAGUCAUUCGCAGCGUCAAGAAUGUCACCAAGGGUUAUUCCAGCGUCCAGGUCAAGGUGCGCGAAGCGACCAGCAAUGACCCAUGGGGACCGACAGGAACACAGAUGAGCGAGAUCGCUCAGUUGACGUACAAUUCGUCAACCGAGUUUUACGAGAUUAUGGACAUGCUCGACAAGCGGCUCAAUGAUAAGGGCAAGAACUGGCGACACGUGCUCAAGGCGCUCAAGGUUAUGGACUAUUGCCUGCACGAGGGCUCCGAGCUGGUUGUGACGUGGGCCAAGCAGAAUAUCUUUAUCAUCAAGACGCUGCGCGAGUUUAUCUACAUUGAUGAGGAGGGCAAGGAUGUGGGAGCGAAUGUUCGCAUUGCCGCAAAGGAGCUGUCUGCGCUGAUCGCUGACGAGGAGAGACUGAGAGCCGAGCGAGCCGAUAGGAGGAUCUGGAAGUCUCGUGUCAAUGGCCUCGAGGAAUACGCCCCCCAGCAGAGCAGGGAAGAGCGGCAACCCCGCCGCGAGCGACGACAGCUGACCGAUGAGGAGGACACCGAGUACAGGCUGGCGAUCGAGGCCAGCAAGGCCCAAGAGGAGGAGGAUAGGAGAAAGCGCGAGAGCCGGAACGUGGAUGAGGACGAUGACGAUCUGGCCAAGGCGAUCAAGCUCAGCAAGGAGGAAGAGGAAAGACGGCGACGGGAACUGGAGUCGACCAAUGCUGCCGCUCUGUUUGAUGACGCACCGACGCCAACGGCUCAGCCUCAGUUCACCGGGUUCAACCAGGGCUAUCAGCAGGGGAGCGCGGUUGACUUUUUUGCCAACCCGAUUGAUCAGAGCCAGAUGCAGAUGCAGCCAACGGGCUAUGUACAGAACGCGUUUACCGGGUACGGGGUUCAGCAGCCGCAGCCAACUGGCUAUCAGAAUGGCUUCCAGAACGGGUUUGGCCAGCAGCCAAAUGCUUUUGACCCGUACGGUCAACAGCAGCAGCAACAGCAGGCUUUCCAGCCCCAGCCGACGGGUUACAACCCUUACCUUCAGCAGCAACAGCAGCAGCCGUUCCAGCAGCAGCAAACAUCCCAGCAGUUCCUGACACCACAGGUUCAAGAGAACACUCUCCAGCCAGGUAGCAAUAACCCCUGGGCCAGCAACCACAGCACCGGUCUUCAGGCCAUGAAGCCCACGCCCACAGGUUCAAACAACCCCUUUGCCCAGCGACCAUCCUCCGCAUUCAAGGCCACCUCCUCGCUGGGUAGCCUCCCAGAGCAAAAGACGCUCUCAACCUUUAGCUCCUUCACAUCGCAGCCAGCAUCGCAGUCUCAGCCUCAGUUCCAGUCUCAGCCCUCGUUCCAACUGCAGCCACCUCAGCAGCAGCAGCAGCAGCAACAGCAGCAGCCCCAGAGGGAGAUGACGGAGCACGAGGCGAGACUGAACGCGCUAUUGAGUACGGGCGAGGGUUUGGAUACGUUUGGUAACACGGGUAACCUGAGGAUUCCGGCGCAGCAUACGGCUCCGGGGGUGUUUGUUAACAGUGCGGGGGCUGGGUUGGGAAGGAUGACGGCUGAUCAGACGGGGAGUAAUCCGUUCUUGAGGCAGCAGUUCACGGGGAUGCCGACGGUUAGUUAUGGUGGUGGGGGACAGCAGCAGCAGACGGGGCCUGGGGCGUUUGGUGGGGUGGGGGGAGGGGCGAACAACCCUUUUGCGCAGAGGAGUGGAGGACAGCAACAGCAGCAGGGGGAUUUGAUUCAGUUUUAA